AUGUCUGUUGAGGAAUCGGAUUCUGAUGAAAGGACACUGUAUAUAGCCGGAAUAAGUGAGAAGGUGACGGAAAAAUUGCUAUAUGAAUUGUUUUUCCAAGUAAGUCCUGUAGAACGUGUAUCAAUACCUAAAGAAAAGGAUGGGAAGAACAAAACAUUUGCAUUCGUCACAUAUAAGCACCUGAUUGCUGUUCCCUAUGCUUUAAGUAUAUUUUCGGGAACAAAACUUUUUGGGCGGGAAUUGACUUUGAAAAAUCGCAGCUCAAAUUCCAAUAGAAAUUCAUUUUCAAACUAUACAUCCCCAAUGUCACUAUCGAAGAACUUUGCAAAUCCUUUAUUAAAUGCCAUAAAUUGUCGUGAUGAUAUGCUACCUCAAAGUAAUGUUAUGAUGCCUCAAAUGCAGCAACCGUUUGCAAAUUUAAAUCAGCAAUAUCUGCAACAACAACUUAUGGCAAUGGCAACAGUUCAAGCAAUGCAAUUAUAUGGAACUAAUAAUUCUGAUAUAUUUCCAUCAACAAGAUCUGAUAAUAUUGGAUCACAACGAGAUUUAGUUGAUAGAAAUCGAUAUCACAGAGAUGACGAGAGGAAUAGCAGGAGUAAACCAUAUCGUAGAUCACGCUCAAGAUCACCGCAGAACAGAAAUACGAGAGACCGUUCACGAUCACCGAAUGAUAAUCGUCAAAUGUAUCGUGAAAAAGAAAGAGACAGACGACGAGAUGAUCGUAAUGGAGGGUAUAAUCGUUGGAAUUACCGGAAAUAA
Chironomus riparius is the source of this 759-nucleotide messenger RNA. NCBI's taxonomy places the organism in Eukaryota, Metazoa, Arthropoda, Insecta, Diptera, Chironomidae. The record is from the annotation of a GenBank genome assembly.